Anarrhichthys ocellatus (wolf-eel) is the source of this 4170-nucleotide messenger RNA. It is a transcript of the gene cspp1a, whose product is annotated as centrosome and spindle pole associated protein 1a. The transcript is spliced from 30 exons. The coding region runs from base 52 to 3831 and encodes 1259 amino acids. Gene Ontology annotation, biological process: positive regulation of cytokinesis. The record is from RefSeq and is a predicted model, not a curated record. Gene Ontology annotation, cellular component: microtubule; spindle pole; centrosome. NCBI's taxonomy places the organism in Eukaryota, Metazoa, Chordata, Actinopteri, Perciformes, Anarhichadidae.
GAAACACCCAAAGAUAUAACGUUAGCUAUAGCUUUCACUCAAGUGUGAUACAUGCAAAUCAACCAACAAGGUGUGGAUAUGCCUCCAGCAUCAGCAGCACACAGAACAUCGCCAAAUCCAGACAGAGGUUUAUGUUUAAGUUUGCUGCUAGGAAAUGACUAUGAAAAGAAGAAGAAGAAACUUCAGCAGGAGCUUCAACUGGACUACAAACAUCAUGCUGCCAAGAUAAAGGAUCUGAAAACUAGUGAACGUCCAACACAACCCCAGGGUCUCUCCUUACCUAUUGAGGAGAAGAUAUCGGUUCAGGAAAAACUAAGAGAGGAGAGAAAAAAAGAAUACCACCUCUUCCUACAAGAAAAAGAUCAAAUCGAAAGGUUUAAGAGGGGAACACCUCCUGUCUCUUUAAAGCCCGGACAGGUUCAAGCUUCAGAUGCUGUGUACAGUUCUUCUCCAGCUUCUCCCAUGCCCAUCCUCCACAUCAAUAGAAACACACACCCUCCUCCCAGGGAGCGCCGUGCAUCCAGGAGAGAUGCUGCCUCUCUGACUGAGGCAGAAGAUAAUGGAAAAAGCACAGGGACUUGGGGUCCAGGCCAUCGGAGACGAAGGCGUUGGCAACUUCGUGGACCAAACAAGCCUUAUAGCUCUGAGGAGGAGCCAAUCACAGACAAAGAGGAAGAGUUGGAGUUCAGACACAGGAGGCGACAAAACAGACACACUCCAGAGCCAGAGUACAAAGAGGAGAGGAGAACCAGAGAACGCAGAGCUAACAGAGCUCCUCAGAGCAUAAAGAAGAUGGAGGCCCCUGGUGUUCGUGAUCAGAACAACAAUGAAAGGGGUUGGGAGUCAGAAAACACACACCCUCCUCCCAGGGAGCGCCCUGCAUCCAGGAGAGAUGCUGCCUCUCUGACUGAGGCAGAAGAUAAUGGAAAAAGCACAGGGACUUGGGGUCCAGGCCAUCGGAGACGAAGGCGUUGGCAACUUCGUGGACCAAAAGAGUCUUAUAGCUCUGAGGAGGAGCCAAUCACAGACAAAGAGGAAGAGUUGGAGUUCAGACACAGGAGGCGACAAGACAGACACACUCCAGAGCCAGAGUACAAAGAGGAGAGGAGAACCAGAGAACGCAGAGCUAACAGAGCUCCUCAGAGCAUAAAGAAGAUGGAGGCCCCUGGUGUUCGUGAUCAGAACAACAAUGAAAGGGGUUGGGAGUCAGAUCUGCCAGACAGCAUGAGGAUGGCUGCAAGAUCCAGACCUGCUACCAGCAAGGAUAUAGCCGAGUUUGCUACGGGACUAAUGAUUGGAGCAGUGGAAGAUCAGACAGCCUCUCAGAUGAGGAAAGAACAGUACAAGCAAGAGCUGCUGAAGCAAAUUGCUGAAAAGCAGAGAAACAAGCUCAGGGAGAAGGAACUUGAGCUGAGGGUUGCCACCACUGGAGCCACAGAUCCUGAGAAACAGCCUGACCGAUUUCAGCAGUUUGGGUCGAUGAAUCGGAGACGAGGUGUUUCACAAGAGGACACGGAACAAAGAGCCCCCCCAGGAAAGUCUCAUGUGGACCACAGUACAGCUCUCAGUCAGCUGGCAGAGAAGACAGCGCCUGGAUCCGGAACAAGAGCAGCACAAGGUGUCCCCUCGCUGGACUAUUUUGACGAGGACUACCACAGGAACUUCUCAAACAUGCUAGGAGAAGUGGCCAACCCAAGGGUUGCUGGUGUUCCUCCUCCUGUUCCUCCCGCUGUAACUAAUAACUACAAGACUCCAUAUGAUGCCGCUUACUACUACUAUGGGACCAGGAAUCCAUUAGAUCUUAAUCUUCCUUACAAUCCCAAUGGUCUGCCUGGAGGGAUGCAUCAGUCUGGGAACCACAGUCCUCCUCAAAGACCCCCUACUUUCAGACCCAAUGGCCACACUGAAAGAGGGCCCUCAAGGCAAAAUAACUGUGUGUCUGCCCCCUCGCUGUCGGCUCCGAGAGCAACUGAGCAGCACAGCGCGUCACCCCUGGAUGUCGGAGAGCUUUCUGCAGACCGGUCCAAGCAGAGGAUAUCGAAGGCACUAAGCCACCAGGAGGCACUCAGACAGCAGAUCAUAGAAAGAGAGGAGCGUAAAAGAAGAGAGAAAGAAGAGAAGGAGCGAUUUGAUGCUAAGAUAGAGGCCGAGAUGAUGGCGUACAACCCCUGGGGGAGAAGUGGAGGAGGUGCUUCAAUUAAAGACGAAAAAGGCAACCUUGUCAGUGACUUGAAACAAAUGCACAGGAACAACGAGGAGUCAUGUCGGAAUCCUGUGUCCAGGAAAAGUGGACAGACUCAAAGCUUUUUGAUGACUGAUGGAAACACUCCGGUAGAUGAAGGCAGGGCUGCCCUUUCCCAUCGACGAUCAGGUUUCAAAGACAAGCCAAGUCCACAGCAGCUCCACAUGCAGGACAGAUACAAAGAAGACCUGAAACAACAGAUAGAGGAAAACAAGCAAAAGCAGACAGAGGAGAAAGAACGAAUGAGGAUUGAGGAGGAGAAAGAAGAGAAGAGGCUGGCGGACCAAAGGGCUCGCAUACAGCAAGAUCAUGAAGAGGAGCUAAGAAAGCAAAUGAUGAUUAAUCAUAAGCUGAAAAAAGCAGAUUUGACCCAACAACCUAAAACACAACACCGGCAGGAGGAAAAGAGGGUGAGACAGGAAGAAGAGACUGAGAAGAAGGUACCUGGGAGCGCCAGGGACAGAGAGGAGAAAAAGGCGCAGUUGAGUUACGAGCAGAGAGAGCCAUCUCCUCCCAUCCCAACCUUGCAGAGGAAGCAGACAAAUCCUGUUGCAUCCAGACCGUCGUCUGUUGAGAGCCAACUCACCGAUAGGACUGAGCGCUCUGUGUCAGCGGCAGAUUACCGACCAGUCCCUGAGGAAAUCUCCCCGCUACAAGACGGUCAGCAGGAAGUGAUCAGAGAGCUGUCGGCCCUCCGUAAGUAUCUGAGAAAUGAGCAGAGACAACUGGAGGUCCAACUUGGCCAGACAGAUCUUCAGGAGAGUCCCGACACUCCCUCCAACAGACCCAGAGGACGACCCAGAGGGACCUUUGAAUCAAUGCACAAGCAAGUUGUCCAGCCAUCAACCAGGAGUCCUUUCUCUGGUGCUGCAGGUGUUAAUAUGCAACAUAUCAGGGAGUUCAACCAGCUUAAAUACAGAGACACAGCAUCUCGUGAGGAGGUCCGUCACAUGUACCCCGACCCUCCGACUGACGAACAAAGUCUGGACAUCCAACAGCAGGCACUUCUCCGUGAACAACGACGCAAAAUCAGGCUGAUGAAGAGAGAGGAGGAGCACGACGUUUUGGAACAGCAACUGAGCCACUGUCGUUCUAGGAACAAACCUGGACGCUACACCCAGAGAGACUCCAUAUUGCCAUCUGAGGCUGCUUUUAUUGGUGUUUACAGUGGCGAUGCACAUGAGGGGCAGGUUCAUCAACAGAGACACCGUCGGCCCUCAGCAGAGCGCCACGAGAGAACCACCUCAAGGAGGAGACGUGACUAUGAUGACGGGGCUGUGUCUAUAGAUCAGUCUUUGCAGUCAGUGACUAGUUUGCACCUUGAAUCCAAAUUCAGUGCUCACAACCAGCACCGCAUCAGGAGACAAAACACUGGCGAUCAUGACGGCAGAUCAGAGGGGCCGUCUGGUGAUGAAGUGGAUGUCUUGUCUCUACGUUCUGCCCUGGAGAGGCGUGUCUCAAUGGACACUGUUGCCACAGAGGCCUGGCUGCGGCCCGGCACGUCGGAUACUGUGGAACGCGCCGGCUGUUUGGAGAGACCAAACAGUGUUAUGGAUGCUCCGCCCUGGCUGACACACCGCGUCUCAUAGCUCCCAUUAGCUGGUCUCCAAACGAGUGAGGGGAGCUCCCCCUUUCCUUGGACGGCUCUCCCGAGAAUCAACUUUGUUGCUGUGUGAUGCUGGAAUCACUUUCUGCUGACCAACAUGUUAUUUGUGGGUGUUUGUUACAUUACACAUUAAUGUCAGUUAGACAAGAACCAUCUUACAUAAGACACCAACAAAGUGCACUUUUUAACCUGCAACAGAUUUAGUCCAUGAGAGUUUUGGAAGGUAAAUGUCUGUGAAUACACCAUAAACAUGUGUUAAUGUAGUUAUUUUUGUUAGACAUAUGAUGGUUUAUUUUAUAAUAAAAUGUUAUAUUAAUGUGGC